Psilocybe cubensis is the source of this 255-nucleotide messenger RNA. RefSeq lists its product as uncharacterized. The transcript has a single exon. Bases 1 to 255 code for a protein of 84 amino acids. NCBI's taxonomy places the organism in Eukaryota, Fungi, Basidiomycota, Agaricomycetes, Agaricales, Agrocybaceae. The record is from RefSeq and is a predicted model, not a curated record.
AUGGCGCAAUACCCUCCAUCUACUCGGAUCUCGGACCCCGUCAUGAAUUUGGAAGCAUCGCUGGCUAGGAAAACGAUUGCUCCCUGCAAAGGUAAAGAAAUGAACAGAAGGGAGACCUGGCUCCAGAAAGUACAUACCGAUAAAUCCUCAGGUUCUCCCAACUUAGUGAAAAGGUCCGCUCAAUGUAUUACUCUAAUAUGUCAAAACAAAAUACUCACUCGCCCCAUUGGUGUAAGCCUUUCCCAAGUAGCCUGA